This is a messenger RNA of Fukomys damarensis (Damara mole-rat), 972 nucleotides long. RefSeq names its product olfactory receptor 7G2. The record is from RefSeq and is a predicted model, not a curated record. Gene Ontology annotation, biological process: G protein-coupled receptor signaling pathway. The coding region runs from base 34 to 972 and encodes 312 amino acids. Gene Ontology annotation, molecular function: G protein-coupled receptor activity; olfactory receptor activity. Gene Ontology annotation, cellular component: membrane. The transcript has a single exon. NCBI's taxonomy places the organism in Eukaryota, Metazoa, Chordata, Mammalia, Rodentia, Bathyergidae.
CCCAUCUUUUUCCAUCAGGUUGAAGACAACAAUAUGAAUUCUAGAAACCAAACAGCUGUCUCAGAAUUCCUUCUGCUGGGACUGACAGAUGAUGCAGAGCUUCAGCCCCUCAUCUUCAGCCUGUUCCUGUCCAUGUAUCUGGUCAGCAUCCUGGGAAACCUGCUUAUCAUUCUGGCUGUCAGCUCUGACUCCCACCUUCACACCCCCAUGUACUUCUUCCUCUCAAACCUGUUCCUUAAUGACAUCUGUUUAAUCACAACCACAGUCCCAAAAAUGCUUGUGAACACCCAAACACAGAGUCACAGCAUCACUUACACUGGGUGUCUCUCCCAGCUCUGCUUUUUCUUGGUUUUUAUUGGCUUGGAAAGUUGUCUUCUUGCGGUAAUGGCCUAUGACCGUUAUAUGGCCAUUUGUCAUCCAUUGAAGUACAUGGUCAUCAUGAGCCCCUGCCACUGUGUUCUGCUUGUUCUACUCUCACUGCUCAUUAGUACUCUGCACUCCCUGCUCCAAACUCUGAUGGCACUGCAGCUGUCCUUCUGCACAGAUCUGGAGAUCCCCCACUUCUUCUGUGAACUUGACCAGAUCAUUAAGCUCUCCUGUUCUGAUACUUUCAUGCAUAAAUUGCUAGUAUAUUUGGUGACCGGCCUGUUUGCUAGUGCUCCUCUUUCUGGAAUAAUUUUCUCUUAUAUUCACAUCAUGUCCUCUGUUUUGAGAAUGCCAUCACCGGGAGGGAAGUAUAAGGCCUUUUCCACUUGCGGGUCUCAUCUGUCAGUUGUCUCCUUGUUUUAUGGGACUGGUUUUGGGGUAUACAUCAGCUCUGCAGUCACAGAAUCAUCCAAGAAGGCUCAGGUGGCUCCAGUGAUGUAUUCUAUUGUCACUCAGAUGCUGAACCCCUUUAUCUAUAGUCUCAGGAACAGGGACAUGAACAAUGCUUUGAGCAAACUCAUCAAUAAGAUAACCUGCAUUAUAUGA